CUGGCGAUGAGAAACGCGAGGACUGUUCAUGUGAGAAACAAGAGCACGGAUCCGACAUCGCCGAUGAUGGCGUCACCUCUGAUGCAUCGGCACACACGGUCAGGGUCGAAUGCAGGGCCAGCAGCGUCGAAUGCGAAGAAAGCUCAGACGAAAGCAGCGGCUCAGAGACUCGCGGCUGUGAUGUCAAACCAAACAGGAGACGAGGAAGACAGUGACGAAGACCUUUCCUUUGACUACAACGCUACAGGAACAGGGAGCAUUGGACUCGCCGCUGGAAGAUCUCAUCCUUCUCGCUCUCCACUGAUUAAGAACCCUAUUGCAAGGCGUCCACAGAUGGCAACUCCACAGUUAGUUGAUGAUCAGGACAAUGAAGACGAUGAUUUCUCAGUGGAUAUCUCAAGCAGCAGACCAAGCAUCGGACUUGCUGGUGGAAGGGGAAUAAGACCUCAGUCUCCUGUCGUGACUAAAAUUGCACCUCCGAGACGUACUCAACCCUCCAAUGAAGAGAGUAAGAAUGAGGAUGAUGAUGAUGAUGUUGUUACAGUAGAUUACACAAUUGGAAGACCGAGUAUUGGGCUUGGAGGUGGGAGGUCAAUGCGGGCACAGCCUUCUAUGGCCAAAACGCAGCCGCAAGGGCGUCCGGUGAUGGCAGUUUCUCAGGCAGUUGAUGAGGAAAACGAAGAUGAUGAGACUCCUUAUAGUGGCAUUCCAAGUGUCGGACUUUCUGGUGGAAGAGCUACACGUUCACGUUCUCCUCUGAACAAAAACCCUCCAUUGAGGCAUCCACAAGGAAUACCUCAGCCACAAGGCAAUGGAGAGAGUGAGGCUGAUUACGAUGAGCCCUACACUAGUGGUAUGCCGAGCAUAGGACUUGCAGGUGGACGGUCAAUGAGACCACGCACUCCUUUGUCAAUUCGUACUAAGGAACAACCUCAGACCGGACUUCCAACUUCAGGUAGCCGUGAGGAUUCCGCAGAGUCUUCAGCUCAGACAACAACCAACCAAGUGGAGCAAUCUCCAUCCUUUCGUACUGCUGCAGUCUCUAGCAAAUCAUCACAGUCUCUCAGUGCAAUGGAUCAGCCUCCAUCAGCGCGUUCAUCUUUCAGUGGUCGUCCCAUAAGGACAGUGCCUUUACUGCCAUCUUCUGUCUCUAUCUCACUCAAACCAGUCACUCCUGCAUUUCAAUCCGACACGCCAACCAAUUUUCGAAAAGAUAAAAGCAGGUUUUCCAUGGAUCUGGGAAGCUCGGGCAACUUAAGAGAGUUAGGCAGUCAACGUUCUGCUUCUGCUUUGCAAGAUGAGGUUGAUAUGCUACAGGAAGAAAAUGAAAGUUUGUUAGAUAAGCUUCGACUUGCAGAAGAUAAAUGUGAAGAAGCAGAUGCAAGAGCUAAGCAACUUGAGAAACAGGUUGAGAUCCUUGGAGAAGGUGUUACUAUGGACGCACGUCUUAUAAGCAGGCAAGCUUCAGUUGUAUGCAACUUUUGGAUGACCUAUGACAAAUUUCUAAUAUUUGGGAAUGUGUUUCUUGCUUCAGGAAGGAGGCAGCUCUGCAACAGAGAGAGAGAACAAUUCUCAUUUCAGGCUGCUUUGAGAGUCGCAUCACAAAAUCAUGGAGGAAGGAGGGAAGAUGUUUCAGCUCUUCAUACAGAAGCUGAGAUUGCUAGGGAGGAGGCAGCAUCUUCUUUAGAGCAGCUUCAUGAAGUUGAAUCAGAGCUAAACUCUCUUAAGACCAUGACCAAAAGAUUGAUAUUGACUCAGGAGGAGAUGGAAGAGGUUGUUCUGAAGAGGUGCUGGCUUUCACGUUAUUGGGGCUUAUGCGUUAGACAUGGAAUCCAGGCAGAUAUUGCACGAGCAAAGCACGAAUACUGGUCAUCAUUUGCACCUCUUCCUCUAGAGAUUGUUCUGUCUGCAGGACAAAGAGCUACGGACGCAGUUUCACGAUCUAACAACAGUUAUGGAGAAAGAGAAAAAUCAUUGCAGAACCUGCAAGAAAUAUCCGGGGAAGGAAAUGUCGAAAGCAUGAUAUGGGUCGAGAAAGGUUUGCGGGAACUGGCUUCACUAAAGGUUCAAGAGGCAGUUGCAUCUGUCAUGGCUCAAAAUAGACGGUCCUCAUCAUCCAAGUUUUUUGUUUCAGAUGAAGUGAAACUGCCAAUGGAUGGACAAUUUGAAGCAUUUGAGUUAAGCGAGGAGGAAGUUGAAGAUGUGAGUUUUAAACAGGCUUGGCUUUCAUAUUUUUGGAGAAGAGCUAAGAACCAUGACAUCGAAUCUGAUCUCGCGGAUGAGCGUCUCCAGUAUUGGAUUAACCAAGGGACUCGUUCUGCCACAUCACAAGACGCUGUUGAUGUUGAAAGAGGAUUAAUGGAGCUGAGGAAGCUGAACAUAGAGUCACAGCUUUGGCAAAAGUCAAGAAAAGGCCUUGACCAUGAAUCCAACCCUUCUUCUCAUCUUGAACUUUCUUUCUAA
Messenger RNA from Thlaspi arvense, 2463 nucleotides. NCBI's taxonomy places the organism in Eukaryota, Viridiplantae, Streptophyta, Magnoliopsida, Brassicales, Brassicaceae. The record is from the annotation of a GenBank genome assembly.